AUGUCAUAUGUUACAGGGACGGAUAAGCACCAGAUCAACUUCGACCCGAAGGCCAACGCAGACGAUGUGAAGCUUUGCGCCGGAUCCUUCACUGCCAUUGGCCCCAACGACAAGUAUGUCUCGUGCCCUUACUGUGGGUCCGUCUACCUCCCCUCCUUCAAGGGCAAACUGUGUGACACGUGCCAACUUGCCGAGAUCGGCGCCAACACGCUUGGAAUACUGCUGAGACAAAUCUGA
Messenger RNA from Symbiodinium pilosum, 237 nucleotides. The record is from the annotation of a GenBank genome assembly. NCBI's taxonomy places the organism in Eukaryota, Dinophyceae, Suessiales, Symbiodiniaceae.